This is a messenger RNA of Peronospora belbahrii, 219 nucleotides long. Lineage: Eukaryota; Oomycota; Peronosporomycetes; Peronosporales; Peronosporaceae. The record is from the annotation of a GenBank genome assembly.
AUGUGUUUGGAUGAAAGCCCUAUAUCGGACAAACCACAUCACCUCAUCCACGCUUUUCUUAGCUUUAUUUUGCUUGGAAUAGAAGAUAAAGGCGACACAGCCACAGAUAUCAAUGGAGCAGGCUCAGCAGAAGCAGAUAAAGCAGCAGGAACAGGAGCAAAUGCGUCAGUCUGUGAUGCAAUAGGUGAUGCUGUCAGACGCGCGCGAGCGACUGGCUAG